AUGUACUACCUUGGUAUUGAAGUGAACCAAAUGAAAGAUUGUAUCAUGUUAAAGCAAUCAGACUAUGUUAAGAAGUUGUUGCAGCAAUUUAAGAUAACAAAGUGCAACCCGACCAAGUAUCCCAUGGAAACAAAGUUACAACUCGGAAAAGAUGCUGAAGAAAAUUUGGUGAAUUCCACUAAGUAUAGGCGUGUCAUUGGAAGUCUAAGGUACUUGACUCAUACUCGUCCAGAUCUUUCAUAUGUUGUUGGAAUAAUGAGUAGCUACAUGGAAAAGCCCACCAUGAUGCACCAUCAAGUGGUUAAGCACAUUCUUCACUAUGUGAAGGGAACCACAAGCUAUGGGUUGAAGUAUCAAAGAGGAUGA
Messenger RNA from Cucurbita pepo subsp. pepo (vegetable marrow), 366 nucleotides. Lineage: Eukaryota; Viridiplantae; Streptophyta; Magnoliopsida; Cucurbitales; Cucurbitaceae. The record is from RefSeq and is a predicted model, not a curated record.